Messenger RNA from Paramecium octaurelia, 3523 nucleotides. The record is from the annotation of a GenBank genome assembly. NCBI's taxonomy places the organism in Eukaryota, Ciliophora, Oligohymenophorea, Peniculida, Parameciidae.
UAUUUAAUAACUAUGGACGAAGUGUUAUCAUAGAUAUCAAAUUAAGUUUAUGAAUUUGAUACUUUGGGAUUGGUCUAGCAAUACAUAUUUGAAUUGUCAGAACAUUUCAAAGAGAAUCAUAAUGCCCAAGUGGACAUUUAGCAGUUUGUUAUGUUUUUCAUCAAUAAAACCGACGAACAAGGAAUUGAAGGAUUGAUACUGAUCUCUAAACUCAUUGAAUUGUAUCAAGAGAUAUUGUCUUAAUAAAAUGAAAAAAUACUGAAAUUGAGACACAUAACUGAUUAUUUGAUAAGCACUCAAGAAAUUUGUAGUGAAUACUUUAAUGCAAAAUUCCUACCUUCAUAAAAUAAUAAAAAUUAACUUACUCGCCGUAAUUUGACUGAUAUAGAAAUUUCACCUCCUGAAAUCUUAGGAUUGAAUCCUAGCAUGCUUAGAAGAUUGUAAACGCAACUCAAAAUUGAAAUUAUUCAUAUAAAUAAUCAAAUCAUUAAUGGAAUCAAAGGAGAUAACGACUUGUUCUUGAUUCUCUAAUUUUGCGAAAGUGUUUGUAUGCUACAUGAGUUUUAAUUUAAAAAGAUGUUGUAGCCCCGUAAUAUGAUAGACGGAAACUUUGUAGUUUAUGGCUAUUAUUCAACCAAACAAUAAAGACUAGGAGUAGUAUUACGUAAUAACACCUUAAUCUUCUGGGAUAAAAGAGAUAAUUACACCUAUGAUUACUAAAUCGAAACCUAAUUGGAAUUAUCGCACAUUGGCUAUAUUGAAAUGCAAGAUUAAUGGAUAACCUCUACUAAUAAAAGUCUUUAGAUUUGGAAUUUGGAACAAGCGAAAUAUCAAAACUUAUAAAAUCAAGUAUUUUCUGGAGGCAUAAUCCAAUUAUUGGAGGUCAUACAUCUAUAGAUGUUGCUGGUAGCCUCUAAUCCUAAUAUUAUUAGUUGUUGGGAUAUGUUUGAAUAGAAAUUUCUAUUUAAAUUUCAAGUAUCCCAUUAAAUACUCUACCAAGUUGUAUGUAGUAGACAAUUCCAAUUGAUUUUUACUAUUGGAUUCAACAAUUACAUAUCUUGUUAUGAAUUACAUGCUUAAUAUAACGAUUAUAAUCUAAAAUGCUAAUUAGUAGGUCAUUCUUCAACUGUUCAGUGCAUUGAGCAUAUAGAAUAGACUGCCUUGUUAAUAUCCAUAGAUACUAAAAAUGUGAUUAUAUUGUGGGACAUAAGAUCAUAAUAAUAGACUUAAACAGUAAAUUUGUAAACGAGAAUUCUUACUAGACAGUUAAUGUUUUAUUCAAAUAAACUAUGCUUGGUGGCAAAUAUGUUACAAACUCUGAGUUUUGAAAAGGAAUUGCAUUUGAAUAAAUAAAUCAAAUUGUUGCAAGUGAUCUAUGAUCAAUGGAAUAAAAGAAAUAUUAUAAUAACCAAGGCUGAUAUCCGUAUUUAGGACAUAAUAACAGGGAAGAUUUAGUAUAUUUUGAGUGACUUUUAAAAUGAGAUCUCUGCAUCAUGUCUAAUUGAGCAUGGGUAUUCGAUUAUCAUUGGAACAGUUGAAGGUGAUUUGUAUAAGGUUUCACUAAAACAUGGUUAAAUCCUGUAAUAAUGGGAAUCAUUUUUUUAGGAGGAAAUCAUUUCAAUUUAAUAUGAUGAGGCCUACAAAAUUUUACAUAUUGCGUCCAUUUAAGGAAUAUUGAAAUGUUUGCCUCUUACUCAAUUAAAUGUUUGUAAGGAUAAUAUCUUGAAGGACAAGUGGGCAAUACGUCAACUAUCAGUAAAUAUUUGUAUCAAUAUUUGCCAACUCUCAAUUGUGCAAGGCUUGUUAGCCAUAAGUUAUGAGGAUUUUAUUUAAAUUUGGAACUUGGAAUACUAUUGUGUAUCAAUAUAAAUAUAAUUAGAAGACAGUGCUACAGUUACCUCAAUGGUAUUUUGUGAUUCGCUGCCUCUCUUAAUUAUAGGCACUAAUUAAGCUGAUAUCUUUAUAUUUUAAUUAGUUUAGAAGAAUGAUAAAUUGUAAUGCUCUCUGGAAGGACAUCUAAAUAUCGUGAAGGCUGUUCUGAUUUAAAAAUUGAAGAGUGUAUAUCCAGACCGUAUAAGCAUCAUGAGCAACUUGUUCUCGAAGACUUCGACUGAAUUGAAUGAAUUAUAUGAUGAGGGGGAUGAACAAAUCGAAGUCAAGCAUCUUUUCAACAAUAAGUAUAAGCUAAUGACUCAUGGGUCCUUUGCCUCUCGCUUAUUAAUCUAAUUGCACGAGGAGGAACUGAGAUUAUACAUUGCAACAAACAGAGGGUCAGCCUUGGUGUUCAACAUUACACAAUUGCUUGAGAAGAAAGUAAACAUUAUCUUUUAUAUAUUUAGAGUGUGACAAAGAAACUUGAACAAAUCAGUCAAAGACCUAAUUACAAUCCUUACAGAGUGGUUUAUAAUGAUUUGCAAGGAAAUUUCAUUGAUAAUUAUUAAAUAGUCUAGAACCGUUUGAUUAAGGAUCAAGUGAAGAAGAGAGAAUCCAAAUUCGAGUAGAGUAGCAAAAUUAAAUAGAAGUUCAGGAAUUCCUUAAUCAGAUUCAGUAUUCUAAAGGGAUUGAAAGACAAUCCAGAAUUGGAUAUCACUCAUACUUUGAAGGACUCCAUUUUUUCAUUUGAUGAGUAACUGGAGACUGCAGAUUAAAUUCACAAUGACAUGAUCAUUUAAUUAAAUUUCCUUUAUGUUGAUCCAUACGAAAUAUUAUUUCAUAAAAAAACUGAACUCUUGAUCUCUGGAUGCGUAGAUGAUACUGUAAAAGUAUUUACAACUAACUUUAUUCAAAUUUGCCAAUUUUCAAUUCAUAAUCCCACUCCCUAUUAAUGGGUAUCAUUGUUGAAUGAGAGGAAUAAAUUAAAGACGACAAUAUUGUUUUCUUUAGAAUUACUUCAACAGAUUUUACCGCAAUUGAGUUCUGAGAAACGAAGGGCUUAUGAUAUAGAGAAUAUGUUAAGAUAAAACUCCAUAAAACAUUUGAGCAACAAUUAUAGAUCGCCUGAUGUUCUGACUAAGAAGGAACCUAUUGUAAAUCAAUAAAAAUUAAAAGAUUCUUUCUUAAAUAAACGAAAGGUGAGUUUAUGCAACAAUGUUAAGAUGCCUUAAUUAUCGCCUAAAUUGCCACCUUCUCUACGAUAUUAUGAUGAAAAAAUCAAAUAGAGUAAGUAUCAUCAAGAGAUUCAUCAAUAAGAAUUGAUCAAUCAACAAAAUUAAUAAAAACGAUAGUAAGGAAUUCAAAUUGAGUUUCAAAGACAAUAAAAAAAGGAGAUCAUUGAUUAUCUAACUCCUGAACCUAGCAAUAAUGGGAAAUUCUUUGAGGAUCUUUCAAUUUAAGCAUUGAGUUCUCGAUUGAAGAUAGACACAAGGACUCAUCAGAGCAAAAUAACUAAAACAACUAAUGAUACAAAAAGGACUUUCACUAGAUAAAGCUUGGAUUUUUUUGAUUAUGCUGAAAAGAAGGAGAUGUUAGCAACUAGGAGUAAGAUAUCUUAAUCUCGAUUUUAAGCAAGAAGGUAACACCAUGA